This is a messenger RNA of Hemisphaericaspora subhashii, 1218 nucleotides long. RefSeq names its product TFIIH complex kinase subunit. Gene Ontology annotation, cellular component: transcription factor TFIIK complex; nucleus. Gene Ontology annotation, biological process: regulation of cyclin-dependent protein serine/threonine kinase activity; regulation of transcription by RNA polymerase II. Gene Ontology annotation, molecular function: cyclin-dependent protein serine/threonine kinase regulator activity. The transcript has a single exon. The record is from RefSeq and is a predicted model, not a curated record. Bases 1 to 1218 code for a protein of 405 amino acids. NCBI's taxonomy places the organism in Eukaryota, Fungi, Ascomycota, Pichiomycetes, Serinales, Debaryomycetaceae.
AUGGCUACAGCAAAAGUUCCUAUAGACAAUACAGAGGCAACUCCUCCACCAAAAAAGAAGCAAAGAAUUACCAACGAUGACUUAUAUCGAAAGUCAACUCAAUUCACACUUUGGUCAUACACUCACGACGAACUAGAAUCAGCCAAAAGGCGAGCCAAUGCCCAUGGCCAACGAAAAGCCAAGCAGAAUUUCGAUCAAGCAUACCAACAAGCCAAAAAGGAUCAUCCUGAAGUAUUCACAACAGCUGAUCCAGAUGAUGAUCUACUUCAUCCUGAAAAACUACAAAGUAUAUUAUCAUUUGAAGAAGAAUGUACUUAUUUGAAUUUUUAUUCCAAGAAUAUAAUCCAAACUUGUAAUUUCUUUAAAAUGCCAACACAAGUCAAACUUACAGCAGCUUCAUUCUUUAAGAAAUUUUAUCUUGUAAAUUCAGUCAUGGAAUAUCAUCCCAAAAAUAUCCUAUAUACUUGUGUAUUCUUAUCCGCAAAAUCAGAAAACUAUUUCAUAUCAAUAGAAUCAUUCGUCAAAGCCCUAAAGGGGACGGAAGCUUCUCAUAUCCUAGAUUUAGAGUUUAUUGUGCUACAAAGCUUGAAAUUCACAUUAUUGGUUCAUCACCCAAUGCGUCCACUAUAUGGAUUCUUUCUUGAUUUUCAAGCUGAGUUACUCCAUCCUAGUCCAUUAAUGUAUGAUGUUUCGGUUGAUACUUUGGGAAAUCUAUAUAAUAAGGCAAAAGAAUGGUUGAAUGAAUAUGCAAUUAUAAGUGAUGUUUCUUUCUUGUUUACGCCUCCCCAAAUUGCCUUGGCAGCGAUGUAUGAUUGUGAUAAGAGAAUUACUGAUAGAUAUUUAAAGAGAAAGUUUUUAAAGGAUGAUAAAUUAGACGUCAUAAAGGAAGAAACUGCCGAGGAAGAAACUCCUACGCCUGUCGUGAAGAAAGAAGAAGAAAAUGGUGAUCAAAAAACUGAGAAUGGGAACCCUGAAGAAGCGGUUCAAGAGAAUGAAGAGACAAAAGUAUCAACUCAUAGAGAGCAAUAUGAAACACUCGUAAGGACAAUUAGAAAAUGUAUUAAGAUUGCUAAACAUAUCCAAACGACAUCUCGUGAGGAAAGCAAAGAAAUUGAUAAGAAGUGCUUCUUUGCUUUGAAUCCUAAGAAAUUGAUAGACAAGAGAAUUAAGAAGUUGACUGCAUCUUCGGCUCCUCCAGAAACAAAAGAGCAAACAUAG